AUGAAUGAACAACGCACACCAGGGUGCUGUCCGGGGAAGGCGAUCGAGCAGCCAAGGACAGCGCGUUCAAGGACAGGGUGUCGCACGUGUCGGAUCCGCAAGGUCAAGUGCGACGAGGAACGGCUCCGCAUUGAUGGUCAGCAUGAACCACAAUGCCGGCGCUGUUCCGCUGCUCGCAUCUUGUGCGAGUGGCAGGGUGGACCGAUUCCCCGCAAGAAGACAUCCAAGAAAGGCUCAAGCACGAUGAGUCAGGAAGGAAGGGAGUGUCAGACGCUUGUUGUGCGGGCACACGCCGGGCACACGGCCAUCCCUUCCACCACAGCUCCGCAGCCUCCGCAAUCCAUCUCCAGCCCGGCAAACACCCUGCAGGCCGCUAACUCUCUUUCGCUAUCCACAUUCGAUCGGCUCUGCUUAGACUACCUGGAAAGCUCCGCUCUAGUAAUCGUGCUCGGCAAGCACUGGCCCUGGUCGACGAUCUGCUACGCAUACCACCGGAUCGCUGUAAGGGAGCCAAUGCUGAUGAGCGCUAUUCUAGCGAGCACGGCAAGUGAAAUCUACCAGUCCAGACACCACGGCCAGGGCACACCCUCAGGUAUCCCUGACCAAAGCGAACCCGCCGAGAUUGACGCCAGAGUGCACUAUGGCCGGGCACUCUCUGGCCUUCGCGAAGCCCUGACGAAGGAGUCCAAGACCCCUGAACAAGUCGAGGCUAUUUUCAUCACACUUUGGUUAUUGCUUGACUACGAAAACCGCUUUGGGGGUGGUGCUGCAGCCAUAAACAUUCAUAUCCGCGGCAUCCAAGGGCUGCUGUUCGACCAUGUCGUCCCUUCUUUGAAAUGUCCACAGCGGUCACUGCCCGCAGCGAUCGAGCAGCAAGACGAGGCCAUACCGUCCUAUCCAUCCUCUACAGCUGUGACAGGCAUUCCAGAAGUAAGCGACUGUGGCACCGAAUACGACUUGUACGAUGGACAGCUCCGCCGGACGGCUGUUCCCCUCUUCCUUCUGUGGACACUCUAUUUUUACACUCCCGGAGCUGUAUUGAACGCGGCUCAAUCGUCGAGCAUAGAUGAUACGCUUUUGCGCUCGUUCCUCCUCGCAAAUAGAGACCGUGGCGACCUGACCCUGGCGGAUCUCUACAGGAUCAGUCGGCAGUCGCCAGCUCGAUUCUGGGGAGAUAGCUAUCCAGCAACCGCCAAGCUAGAUGACCUCGAGAAUCUUCCUGGUCUCAAGCUAUAUCAUAGAAGCCAUGUGACUCAGUUCAAGAUAACUGAGCUCUUCAGGCGCGGUUCUUCCGGGCUCGCUGGGGAGGAUUCCUACGCACGAAUACUUAACGAAAUCAUCGGUAUAUCAGAGGAAUACGACGUUGUGCUCUCUUCCGCAAAGGCAGCUCAAUCCUGCGACAUUGACGGCUCCGGGCGCCGCGUAAUGGAAACGAUAUACUGGGCAUCGAUCACCUUUUAUGGCACAAUCGUCUACUUUUACCUCUGCACAAAGCAGCUAGCACAGAAACACUGCACACAAAACCAGCGGCAACCAUCACGACUAAUCCCUCUCGAGACCGCCGUAUCGCACGUGCUCGAACUAUCGCUGAGGCUCUACCGCAGCAGACCGCGCCUGAUGCUCCGUAUACCGUGGCAGCUGUUUAUUGCAGGCAUCGCAUCGUCAGAUACGAUAUAUCAGGACUGGGUUUCUAUUCGGUUAAGAGAGCUUGGUCGGUACGGAAGGAAUUUUACGCGGCUGAGUGAUCGAUAUGAUGAGAUUAUACGUGGUGGCGAUCCCUUUGCAUCUGUACGGGGUUUAGGAGUGUUGGAAGCUGGCUAGUGGGGAUACUGCUUUCCAUGAAAUUCCCUUUCCUUAUGGGAUAUGGAGUAAAUGGGGCGUUGUCGGAAUCUAAAUUGUCCAAG
Molecule: messenger RNA, 1904 nt
Organism: Aspergillus calidoustus
Lineage: Eukaryota; Fungi; Ascomycota; Eurotiomycetes; Eurotiales; Aspergillaceae
Source: the annotation of a GenBank genome assembly